This is a messenger RNA of Aphanomyces invadans, 674 nucleotides long. RefSeq lists its product as hypothetical. Lineage: Eukaryota; Oomycota; Saprolegniomycetes; Saprolegniales; Verrucalvaceae. The coding region runs from base 52 to 609 and encodes 185 amino acids. The record is from RefSeq and is a predicted model, not a curated record. The transcript has a single exon.
UAGCAAUCCACCAACGUAUCAUUUACACAUUUUCGUCGCGCAGCUCCCACGAUGAACUCGCCGAUCGCCCGCGCCGCUGCGACAGGCAAACCCAUGAAGCGCCAAGCGCCGUCGACCACGUCCAUGUCCCCCACAAAGCGCGCACGACUAGUAGGCAAUCUCACAAUCUCCGUGUCGGCGAACCUCCUCGCCCGAACGGACGAGUAUCGUGGCCGGUGCAAGUACAAGUCGGGGCGAUGCCCCAACGAACGCACGAUCAAGUUUAGCGGCGAACCCCACACGCUGUGCGAAGAACAUCGCGUCAAGCACAACAAGAACCAACGCAAGUCGGACGCGAAACGACGAGGUGUGGUCAAGAUCAAGCGCGACGGUUCAACCUCGUGCGACGACGACGACGAUGGGUGCCCUGUGUACAUGAAGAAGGGGCUUCCGACCUUUGACAGAAUCGUGGUCAAAGCCGAGCCGUGCGUCAAGGCUGAACUGGAAGACGACGAUCCGAUCGAAAUUGAAGAGAUCGACAUGUCGGCAACAAGCAGUUGCUGGUCAGACGACGAAGUCGAGAUCCUCAAGCACAUAUUCGACUUUGACAUGUCGCCACUGAAACUGUAGACCACCCCCCCGUUCCCCACCUAGAAACUGACCUAUCUAAAGUAAAUACAUCCUAAUUAUCUACC